GAGCACUGAGCUUGUCUGUACUCUGUGGUUGCUCUCGUUGCUCUGUAGUCGUGAGCAUUGAGCAUUCUUUCCAUUUCCAAUUUGCCAGGAAUAAUAAUUUUUGUAUUUGUGUCCUGUUAAAUAAAUUUAAUAUACAUAUAAGGCUAAACCAAAAGCGUAGUCUACAGAGUUAAACCAUGAGUCGAUUUUUUGCAACUGGUACAGACUCAGAGUCUGAUAGUUCUUCUGAAGAGGAGCAAGUAGUACGGGCGCCUGCAGCCGUGUAUACGUUCAGUGAUGAUGAAGAAGAAACUAAACGUGUUGUACGUUCUAUGAAAGAGAAGCGAUAUGAGGAAUUGGAAGGAAUAAUCCAUUCACUUCGCAAUCAUCGCAAAAUUAAAGACUUCUCAUCAGCUUUGGCUUCUUUUGAAGAACUCCAAAGAGCAUACACUCGAGCUGCUCCUGUUGUCCUAAAGGAAGAGAAUGGGAUAGCACCAAGGUUCUUUAUAAGGGCUUUAACAGAGCUGGAUGACUGGGUUUCAGGAGCAUGGAAUGAUCGGGAUAGUAGGAAAGCACUUUCAAAGGGCAAUAGUAAAGCACUUACAUCCUUAAGACAAAAACUGAGGAAAUACACAAAAGAUUUUCAUGCUGAGAUUUCUAAGUUCCGGGAGAACCCUGAGUUGCCUGAUGAUGAUGAUGAACGCAAAGAUACAUCAUCUUCUGAUGAUUCUGACGAUGAAGAAAAAGUUAAAGAAAAACCAAGAAUGCGUCGCUCACCAGAACCACCUCGUAGACCUCCACCUCAAGAGGACGAGUCUUCAGACUCAAUGGACUGGGGCUCCAGCUCUUCUGAUUCGAGCUCGAGCUCCGACGACGAAGCUCAUGGCGCUACUACCAUCAGAGAACGGUUCUUGAAACGUGCCACAGACGUAAGAGAUGAAGACGAGGACAGGGACAAGCGUCAGACGCGUCGUAAUAAAAGACGUGAGGGAGCUGGGAAAAUUAGCAAGAAAGAUCAAGCAGAUGAUGGAGGAGAGUGGGAGACUGUUAGGAAAGGCGCUGCUACUUCUGAUAAGCCCAAAAUGUUUGCUAAGGAUAGUGACAUUGAUGCAGCAUUGGUGGUCAAGAAGCUGGGCGAGAUCAGCGCGGCGCGCGGGCGCAAGCGCACCGACCGGCGCGCGCAGUUGGAACUGCUGCACGAGUUGCGCACGGUGGCGCAGCAGCACAACUUGGGAGAUGCGCUCCAGCUCAAACUACGUGCAGCGACUGUUGCCGCCCUGUUUGACUACAAUCCUAAAGUUUCUGAUGCUAUGAAACCAGAAUACUGGUCGAGACUUGUCGAGAACGUCGAUCAAAUGGUCACUCUGCUACUUUCUCAUGAGGACAUGGUAUUCAGUGAAAGUAUACUUGAAGAAAACGAGCAGCUUGUCACGCCUCCCUACAGAGUUCGGGGUUGUCUCCUAACGGCAUUAGAACGUCUCGACGAUGAGUUUACCAAACUGUUGAAGGAAUGUGACCCUCAUUCCAAUGAGUACGUGGAGCGACUGAAGGAUGAAGUCAGAGUUUCGGCGUUAAUCGAUCGGGUCUGCCAAGUGGUAGAACGAGAUGGAUCCCCGCAGGAAAUCUGUCGAGUAUACUUACGCAAAAUCGAUCAUCUCUACUAUAAAUUCGAUCCUCGUGCAAUCAAGAAAGAUCUCCCACCAGGUGAAGAAACUACUAUCAAGAAAAUGGAACGCUUCUGCAAAUAUAUUUAUGCGAACGACGACAGCGACCGCUUGAGGACUCGCGCUAUUCUUUCGCAUAUAUACCAUCACGCAUUACACGAUAAUUGGUUCCAGGCGAGAGAUCUCCUUCUCAUGUCGCAUCUACAAGAAAAUGUUCAGCAUUCUGAUCCGAGUACUCAGAUUCUGUACAAUCGUACGAUGGCCAAUCUGGGCCUUUGUGCUUUCCGCCGCGGCAACGUCAAAGAGGCUCACGGCUGUUUAGCCGAACUCAUGAUGACCGGCAAGCCGAAAGAGCUGCUCGCUCAGGGUCUGCUGCCCCAGCGCCAGCACGAGCGCUCCAAGGAGCAAGAGAAGAUAGAGAAACAGCGCCAAAUGCCUUUCCACAUGCAUAUUAACUUGGAGUUGCUGGAAUGUGUCUACUUAGUAUCUGCCAUGCUGAUAGAAAUCCCGUACAUGGCGGCUCACGAGUUUGAUGCUCGUCGGCGAAUGAUAAGUAAGACGUUCUACCAAAAUUUGCGUGCGAGUGAAAGGCAAGCCUUAGUUGGGCCUCCGGAGUCGAUGCGCGAACAUGCGGUGGCGGCAGCCAGGGCCAUGCGACGCGGAGAUUGGCGUGCCUGCCUCAACUUUAUUGUUAAUGAGAAGAUGAAUGCUAAGGUGUGGGAUUUAAUGGUUGGCGCAGAAAACGUACGCGCCAUGCUCGGACGUCUUAUUCGCGAAGAGUCACUCCGGACUUACCUAUUUACUUAUGCGCAUGUGUAUGCAUCUUUAUCACUCCGUUCCCUUGCCGAUAUGUUCGAGUUGCCGAGACAGCGCGUCCACUCCCUCGUGUCAAAGAUGAUUAUUAACGAAGAGCUGUUGGCUUCCCUGGACGAUCCGAGUGAAUGCGCUAUACUGCAUCGUUCCGAACCUACCAGGAUGCAAGCACUGGCUCUGCAACUUGCCGAUAAGGUUGGCAACUUGGUUGAUUCCAACGAGCGCAUUUUCGAGAAGCAGGGGUCUUUCUUCCAGCGGGGCGGAGCGCCGCGGGGCGAGGGGCGACAGCGCGAACGCCCGCGCGACGGCAACUGGGGGCGGCGACAGCGCAACCGCCGCCGCGACGACGAACGCGUGCACGAGGACUAAACCCAAAACCGCACCAAUCCUCUCAUGCACACACUACACUGCACAUCACCAACGGCUGCUGGAGCGCACGUGGAAAGAAACGCUCACUUACCCUGAAAUACUACUGUACUAAGAAACCCCGCUUCAACGACUUUGUUUGUGGUCACUCUGAAUCUCGAAAAGAUUGUCUGCACAGUACAUCAAACAGUAGUGAACAUCCAAAAAUACCAACACCCCCAAAAGAGUUGGAAUGCAGUUACAAAGAAUCAAAAAGAGAUAAUAAUGAUGCGGACAUACCAAAACUAUGUCAUAUUCAAAUUAUUUGUGAUUCAAUUCCAUCAAUAAAUCAGUCUGUUUCUGCCUUUAACAUUGUUUCAACAGCAGUUCAUAUUAUAUUUGGCGAUAAAAAUUCUAUUCAUCAAUUAUUUUCCACUAUGUGUUAUUGUGAGGGGGUUGAAAAAAACAACUUCUUAUUUGUAUAUUAUAAUUAUUACAUUAUGUGAUAGCGCUCUUCUGGAUUGUCAGAUUCAUUAAAGCGUAUUUAAUCUAAACUUGAUUUUUUUCAGCUUUAAAUGAACUUGCAAGAAGGAAGAGCGCUAAACAAUAAUAAAUCGAAGUGACAAGGUAUAAAUAAAAUACUGUCUCAAAUUUGCA
This is a messenger RNA of Maniola jurtina (meadow brown), 3458 nucleotides long. It is a transcript of the gene eIF3c, whose product is annotated as eukaryotic translation initiation factor 3 subunit C. Gene Ontology annotation, molecular function: RNA binding; translation initiation factor activity; translation initiation factor binding. Bases 177 to 2825 code for a protein of 882 amino acids. The record is from RefSeq and is a predicted model, not a curated record. Gene Ontology annotation, cellular component: eukaryotic translation initiation factor 3 complex. The transcript is spliced from 7 exons. Lineage: Eukaryota; Metazoa; Arthropoda; Insecta; Lepidoptera; Nymphalidae. Gene Ontology annotation, biological process: translational initiation.